Messenger RNA from Oncorhynchus gorbuscha (pink salmon), 3389 nucleotides. RefSeq names its product olfactomedin-like protein 2A. Gene Ontology annotation, biological process: signal transduction. The coding region runs from base 255 to 2234 and encodes 659 amino acids. NCBI's taxonomy places the organism in Eukaryota, Metazoa, Chordata, Actinopteri, Salmoniformes, Salmonidae. The record is from RefSeq and is a predicted model, not a curated record. The transcript has 8 exons.
UGGAUGAUCAUUUACCCCUGAUGCGCAGAGUUGAGGACUAGUGUGUGGACAGCGCCUUAUCAGCUUGGAAAACUGAUUGUUGCGCAUAUUACAGCAACAACAUAUACGAUUUGGGUCUGUGGCAAUGGAACCCUAAUAUCUCGUGCGGAUGUCCUAAUUUAUGGAUUGAGUAAUACUGUAACCGACCUUGUCAUUCCUACUCCAAAAGUUGUGCUGAGGGAUUCUUUAUCUGCUAUCAAGCACCUGGGAGGAAAAUGUGGAGAUUUACGAAUUUAUUAGCUUGCCUACUGGUGGUGUGUAAAGAUGCCACUGCACAGAGUAAGAUCUUUGGGGAGACAGAGCCGGUGCGGAUGACAUCGGAGGGCUCAGACUGUCGAUGUAAGUGCAUCAUGAGGCCACUGAGCAAGGAUGCGUGCCAGCAUCUGAGGAGCGGAAAGGCACGGGUGGAGGACUUCUACACGGUGGAGACCGUCAGCUCUGGAUCGGACUGCAAGUGUUCCUGCACAGCCCCUCCCUCAUCCCUCAACCCCUGCGAGAACGAGUGGAAGAUGGAGAAGCUGAAGAAACAGGCCCCAGAGCUUCUCAAGCUCCAUUCCAUGGUGGACCUACUGGAGGGGACGCUGUACAGUCUGGACCUCAUGAAGGUUCACUCCUACAUCAAUAAGGUGGUCUCCCAGAUGAACACACUAGAGGAGACAAUCAAGACCAACCUGACUCGGGACAAUGAGUUUGUAAGGGACAGCAUGGUCACUCUGACAAACCAGUUUAAGAGGUAUGAAAACUACUCAAACAUCAUGAUGAGCAUCAAGAAGGAGAUCUCCAGCCUGGGGCUGCAGCUACUGCAGAAAGACCAAACAGAGACCAAAGCUCAGGACACCAAUGAUGAGAAAACCAAAGAGACCGUAAAAAAACCUAACAAAAAGUCCCCUGCAUCUAAGCCCCCUCCCAAGCCGCCCAAGGAAAAGGUUGUAAAACCCAAGAAAGAGAGCACCAAACCUGGGAAGCCCAUCAAGCCUGACCCCACAGCCAAGGCCAAGGUGGCAGGGCACCAGCCGGGGGUAGUGAGGGGCAUCACAUACUACAAAGCAGCCAAGGUGGAUGGGGACGGGCAUGUCACAGGCGGUAAAGACAACUCUGCCAAGACUCAAACCGUCCAACAUGUCAAAGAGACACACUCGGAGGACGGAGGCGCUGAAAUCAUCUUGGAAACCAUAAAGGGAACCACAGCUGACUCGACAACCACCACAGAAACUGCUGUCACUACCACGACAACAAUGGCAGCAACAACAACAACAACAGCCAGUACCACAAUGCCAUCUACUACCACCACCACCACCACCACCAGGGCAGCAGCAGUAGAGAGGCUAGACAGACCAGCUCCCACCAUCAUGCUCUUCCUGGACAACUCAGACAACAACAGCCGGCCAAUCCUACACAGAGCAGGGAAGAUCCUUGACUGUGAGGGGACCCUGGCGUCUAUCGAGCUACCAGAGAAGCAACACAGCUAUGGGAGGAAUGAGGGAGCAUGGAUGAAGGAUCCUCUGGCAAAGGACUCCAAGAUCUACGUCACUAACUAUUACUAUGGCAACAACCUGGUGGAGUUCCGAAACCUGGACAACUUCAAGCAAGGUCGUUGGAGCAACCUCUUCAAACUGCCUUACAACUGGAUCGGCACAGGCCAUGUGGUGUACAACGGAGCAUUUUACUACAACAGAGCUUUCACCAAAAACAUAAUUAAGUACGACCUAAGGAUGCGUUACGUGGCCGCCUGGACCCUCCUGCAUGACGUGGUUUACGAGGACACCACCCCUUGGAAGUGGAGAGGCCACUCGGACAUUGACUUUGCCGUGGACGAGAGUGGGCUGUGGGUGAUCUACCCUGCCACGGACUAUGACUACUCUCAGCAGGAGGUGAUCGUCAUCAGUAAGCUGGACCCUGGGGAUCUGUCCAUGAAGAAGGAGACAACUUGGAGGACGGGCCUGAAGAGGAACUCCUACGGGAACUGCUUCAUCAUAUGUGGGGUGCUGUACGCUGUGGACGUCUACAACCAGAAGGAAGGGGAGGUGAACUAUGCCUACGACACCCACACCAACUCAGAGGCUAUUCCUCGUCUGCCCUUUACCAACGAAUACGCCUACACCACCCAGAUCGACUACAAUCCCAAGGAGAAGGUCCUGUACGCCUGGGACAAUGGACACCAGAUCACAUAUAACAUACACUUUGUUGACCAAUGAGCACAGGGGUUUUGCGCUCAGGUAAAGUAUAGGCCAUCAGCACUAUGACAAGUUCACUAUCCCCAUAGAGAUAAGAGAGAUGCUCAGUAAUAGAUGCGGUAAAGAGGUCAAUGGAACGGGGGAUAGGAGAAGGAUGCCGGAUUGGGCACGUUCAAAUCUGAUCUAAUGAAGUGGAUAUUCAUCAAGCCCAUUAUCAUUGAUGUAUUGUAACAGGCCUACAAUGUGGUUACUAAAGUCCAAUUUUGAUAUAUUUGGCUGUUUUUGCUGCAUAACAUUUAGAAGUAGUCCCUGUUCAGGUUUAGAAGAAGUAACUGCUAAAUGGUAACUCCCGUUCGUAUAAGCUGGUAGCAUAGCUAGCACUGAGAAAUCUGUGUUGAUAGUCAAUGUUGUUUUUAACUGUAAUGCAGUUCAUUGGUGAUUAUGACAUUAACAUGUGUUGGGGUUGACAUCAUUAUACUCUGAUUUUCACCUCAAAAUAUUGUGAAACACACAUAUAAACAAUAGCCUAAAUGUAGGUUAAUUUUAAUGGGGGGCAGUGAGGAGAUUCGGAUCUUACCCCCCGAGCGUUUCCAUGGCAUUGUCAUUGUAUUGGUCAAGUUCCAUUGACCUCUUUACCAGAUCUAUGGACAGUCCAGCAGUGCCCAUAUUAGAUUCAACAGCCAACAUUCCUCUUUCAAUGCAUACUAACCAAUACACUUGACAGCAUACCAUGCGUCCCGUACUCAACAAGGUUCCUGGUCAAUGUGGACUCUAUAUUGGGAUGCGAUUGUAAAUCACGAACAGCUCAUAUAUUCCACCCAUUUGAUUUUUAUGGCCCAUCAAACUCUUAUCCUGUCACCUAGCACUAUGAUCAUCUGUAAUUGUCAUUUCAGGCCUAUUGACGAUGUUUGUUUUUAAACUUGUAUAAAUGUUGCUGCGUACUGUAGUGUUAACUGUUAAAAUUGUUUCUUUCAGUGAGGACGAGGGAUGCUUUGAGUAUAGAGUACCAGUCAAAAGUGUUGAGUUUUUAAUUAUUUGUACUUUUUUCUACCUUGUAGAAUAAUAGUCAAGACAUCGAAACUAUGAAAUAACACAUAUGGAAUCAUGUAGUAACCAAAAAAGUGUGAAACAUAUCUAAAUAUAUUUGAGAUUUGAGAUUCUUCAAAGUAGUAACGC